AUGACGUCAACGCUGGCCGUGGAUAGCCGUGAACAGCACCCCGAUAAGCUUUGGAACUUGUACUGGAGUAAAGAACGAGAUCACAAGAUUGUGGAAGAGAGAUUACCGUAGGUUUGUGUGGGAACCGGGCUUAAAAUAAAAUACAGUAAACUGACAAAUAAUAAAGUUAAAGUUUUUUACAUUGCAAGCACUUAUAAUUGUAAAAGUGAAUUAUAAAAAGUUAAAAUAAUAUAAUAUUUUUUAGCUUAAACACCCCAAUAAGCGAUGACAAAGCCCGUAUAGUGUGUAUAUCCGACACUCAUGAAAGACUUGCCAAUAUAUUACCCAAGAUACCCAAUGGUGAUAUCCUAGUACACUGUGGUGAUUUCACAAAUAAUGGCUUAAAAGAAAAGUUACUUGAAUUUGACCAACUAAUGGGAUCACUACCACACCCUCUAAAGCUAGUUGUUGCUGGCAAUCAUGAAUUAGGAUUUGAUGACACAGAAGACGAAUCAUUACGAUACGAACAUGACGUAGGGUUAGGUACAAAAAGAGGCUACGAGUUGCUAAAAAAUGUCACUGUGCUUCAUGAUAAACUUGUUGAAGUAAGUUUCUAAAAAUCAUCAAUUUUUCAAACUUUCAUUCCAGGUUUUAGGUCUAAAAAUCUAUGGAGCAUCCUGGCAUCCUUUACCCAAAUUCCCCUUUUACCGUGCCCGUGGUAACCCCAUCUUACAAGAAUGGCUCAAAGUUCCAGCUAAUAUUGAUGUCCUACUAACUCAUACUCCUCCACUAGGUCAUCAAGAUCAAUUCAAUGACAUCGAAGGACGUUGGGGCUGUGCUGAGCUUUUACAAGUUGUUGAGAAAGUAGCCAAGCCUAAACUACACGUCUUCGGUCAUGUACAUGAACAGAAUGGUGUUAGUACAAAUGGAGUGACAACCUUUGUUAACGCUUCUAUUUGUAGCCACAAAUUGGAAACUAACUAUGAUCCACUUAUUUUUGAUCUGCCUUUGAAUGGGAGUAAGAAAGAUUAUAGUAUUACGGUGCUGUAA
Bursaphelenchus okinawaensis is the source of this 1029-nucleotide messenger RNA. The record is from the annotation of a GenBank genome assembly. Lineage: Eukaryota; Metazoa; Nematoda; Chromadorea; Rhabditida; Aphelenchoididae.